UCUCAUUACCAUAAUGUCAACUUGAUUCCGUUGAAACUUACAAAACUAAUUUUAGCCUUUCAAGUGACCAAAAAGUUGCAAAUGUGCAUUAAGGAAAGCAAAGAAAGCCCAUAUCUGAUAAAAUCUUAUAACUUUAAGAAAAUUCACUAACUGGUUAGACCAUGACAAUUGUGAUGAGAGGAGGCCAGGCUGGAGGAGACUCUCCUCAAGAAAAUGUUCAGAAUCCUCCAGAGUCAACACAGCAGCCUCAACAGCAACAGCCACUACCACCACAACAGACUCCUGCUACUUCAACGACACAACCCCCAGCAGAAUCAGAAAAUGGACAAGGUGAUGGGUCAGUUGAAAUGACAGAUGACCAAGAACCUGAAUUUCCAGUGCAGGAGUUGGCCAGGCUGGAUGAAAUGAUCAAUCGUCCAAGAUGGGUAGUACCAGUAUUGCCAAAAGGAGAACUUGAAAUUUUGCUUGAAGCAGCUACUAAACUCUGUAAAGAUGGAUUGGACACCAGAAGCGAAGCUUGCCAAAGAUUUUUCAGAGAAGGUCUUACAGUAUCAUUUACCAAGAUAAUGACAGAUGAAGCUGUCAGUGGAUGGAAAUAUGAAAUCCAUAGAUACAUUUUAAAGAAUGCAGAAAAGUUAAUAGAACUGUGUGUAGCCAAGCUGGCUGAGGACUGGUACCCUUUACUAGAACUAUUAGCUAUGGUACUUAAUCCGCACUGCAAAUUCCACACAUAUAAUGGAACGAGACAGUCAGAAUCUGUACAAGCUGGAGUUACUCUUCCUGAUGAUGCUUUGUUUGCAAGGCCUCCUGAUCCAAGGACACCAAGGGGUUGGUUAGUUGAUCUGGUAAACCGAUUUGGAGAACUGAAAGGUUUUCAGAUACUGUUGAAAAGAUUUCAAGAUGGUCCACAAAUGUCUGUCCCACUUGUAGCUGCUCUUAUAAAACCCUUUGGACAGUGUAAUGAGGUACUGACGCCACAUACAGUAGAGAAAUAUAUGAUGCCAAUUGUUGAAAUAGUGCCCAAGUUUUUAGAUUCUUUGACUGAUGAAGAACUAAAGAAAGAAACCAAAACAGAGGCCAAGAAUGAUGCUUUGUCCUCAAUCAUUAAAGCUCUGAAGCAACUUGUCUCCAGACUUCCAGACCAAGAAGAGACCAUUAAAAAUUUGGAAAUAUUUAGACUAAAGAUGAUUCUUAGAUUGCUGCAGAUUUCCUCAUUCAAUGGAAAGAUGAAUGCUUUGAAUGAAGUUAACAAAGUAAUAUCAAUGAUAUCCAAUGUAUCAAGUCGACACUCAUCUAUGGAUGAAGAUGAAUGGCUGACAGCAGAAAAAAUGGCAGACUGGAUUCAAAAUAAUCAGGUUUUGACAAUUGUACUAAGAGACAGCUUACAUCAGCCACAAUAUGUUGAAAAGCUGGAGAAAAUACUCAGAUUUAUGAUUAAGGAAAAAGCUUUAACAUCUGAAGACUUGGACAAGCUUUGGGAAGCUCAGUCAGGAAAACAUGAUGCAAUAGUGAAGAAUGUUCAUGACCUGUUGGCCAAACUUGCCUGGGACUUCUCGCCAGAACAAUUAGACCAUUUGUUUGAAUGUUUUCAAGGAAGCUGGACACAGGCCUCAAAGAAACAGAGGGAAAAGUUAUUAGAAUUAAUCAGACGACUAGCAGAGGAUGAUAAGGAGGGUGUGAUGGCACAUAAAGUAUUAGGAUUGUUAUGGAACCUUGCCCAUAGUGAAGAUGUACCUACAGAUAUCAUGGAUCAGGCUCUCACAGCACAUAUCAAAAUAUUGGAUUACAGCUGUUCACAGGAUAGAGACCAACAGAAGAUGACAUGGAUAGGAAAGUUUGUAGAUGAGUUGAAAAACGAUAAAUGGGUACUGCCUGCUUUAAAACAGAUUAGAGAAAUAUGCCAACUGUUUCCUGAGGCUCCACAGAACUUCCCUCAUGCACCACCAAGAACACCUCAUGUUUACUACAGGAAUAAUGUUAUCAACCAGUUACAGUCUACACAUUCUAUUGUUAUGUUGGUGGCCAAGAAUCUGUCAGAAUAUAUGGAGAAGUCAAGAGUAUUUGCUAAAGAGCAUCCAGAUUUGGAUCCAGCCACUAUUUUACCUGAUGGCAGAUUUAAUCAUGUGGUUCAGAUACAAGAAAGAUUAAAGUUUAUGAGGUUUCUUCUAAAAGAUGGACAGUUAUGGUUGUGUGAAUCUCAAGCCAGACAGAUUUGGCAAUGUUUAGCUGAGAAUGCUAUAUAUGGAACUGACAGGGAGUCUUGUUUUAAAUGGUUUGCUAAGUUAAUGGGAGAAGAACCAGACCUUGAUCCAGAAAUAACAAGAGAUUUCUUUGAGCAAAAUAUCUUACAAUUGGAUCCCAGUCUUCUGACAGAAAAUGGCAUGAACUGUUUUGAAAGAUUUUUCAAACAUGUCAAUUUGAAAGAGAACAAAUUAAUAGCCAAGAGAAGAGGUGGCCAUAUGAUUGAUGAUUUAGAAUUAAUAGGGUUAGACUAUUUAUGGCGGGCUGUGUUACUUAGUCCAGAUGAUGUUGCAAAUAAAGCGAUAACAUUAUUAAAAGACAUUUUUACAAACUUGGGUCCACGGUUACAACAGAACCAAGUGGAUAUACAUGAUGACUUUAUACAGUCGUGUGUAGAUAGGUUAAAAGCUUUAUAUGAUACUGUGUCUGUGUUAGAGAAGGACAAAGACAGUACAAAUAGAGUGAUGCAGGAGACAUCCAGGAUGGUUAGAGUGCUGACAGUGUUGAAGGAAUAUGUAGCUGAGUGUGACGAGGCUUAUACUGAUGAGCGAUCAAUUCUACCUCUUAGCAGGGCAUGUAGAGGAAAAUUAGUGACUUUAAUUGUUCGAUUUCCUAGUCAAGGUCGUCAGAUGGAAGACAUUGAAAUUUGGUCUCAUUCAAAUGAUACAAUUGGACAAGUUAGAAGACAGAUUUUAUAUAAACUUAAAUUAAGCAGUAAUAUAAAAGUGGAUUUAUAUGUGAAUAAUGAACUAUUAGAUCCAGCAGAGGAUAAAAGAUUAAUUUUACAAGUGCCAUUGAGAGAAAAAGCUUUGAUAUCAGCAAAGUUAGUACAAGUAGGAAAUAACAUGCCAUCUAGUCCAGAUAGUAGUUCUGAUAGCUCAGCUGGGUCACCUCAUCAUACUUUUGAUGGUCCUAAUAUAGAGGCUGAAAGUUGUUUACCUGGUGUGAUAAUGGCGAAUACAGCUAAGUAUGCCAAGUUUAUGUUCCAGUUAUCAGAUUUAGGUUGUUCACUUCAAGUUCCAAAACUUAGGGAUACUGCCAGAACUCUUCUUAAACUAAUGCCUGCAGAUUCUCAUACUGUAGACAGAUUGUGUAAUAUAUGUAAUGAGAACACUAGGUCAGACACAACUCUUUCUCAACAAUUAGAAAUAAUGUUCUUCAAUUCAUCACCUACAGAAGCCCUGUAUAAUAUUGAGGUUGCUUACAGUCUGUUAAUGCCUGCAAAUGAUCCUAUGUCUGAAGACGCUUUCAAAUUUCAGUAUAAUUAUGUAAAGAGUGGAGGUGUACAGUUGGCACUUAACAUGUUAACCAAGAAUAACUUCUUACCUACUGCAGAUCUGCCAACACGCAGGUCUGCUUAUGUAACUGUGAUGAAGAUCUGUAAAAUAAUGUUAACUACCGUCCUCAAUGCCAAGCUUCAAGUGGUGAUAGAUGCUUGUAAUGCUGAUCCUCAGUCACCUAAUGUAACUCAGCAGGAACACAGUCAUGCUGUAUUAAUACAACAGGCAUUACAGUUCAUACCUAACCAACAGUCAGAAAUCAUGACAAAGAAUGUAGCCAUGAGACUAGGUCAACAUUUAACAGAUCAGGCCUCUAAAGUAAUUCCAGAUUUGUCAGUUAUAAAAGCAGUACAGAAAAUAGCUUGGUCCUCCAGUAGUUGUUCAUUACAUUUGGUUCAUGCAUCUAAUGAGGAUAUUCAUAAGGCUCACGAGAAGCCAAAAGACCAUUUGGAAGUAGAAGAUUUAGUGGUUGCUAAGGAAUCAUUAGAAGUUCUGACAAUCUGUCUCUGUCUAUGUCCUCCUGCUCUAGAAGCUCUCAAUAAAGACAAAUCAUGGCAGGUCUUCAUCAAGGAUUUGUUAUUGAUAUGUAAACACAGAUCUGUACGAAUAUCUGCAACUGAUCAAUUUUAUCUAAUGGCAACCAGAUGUUGUGGUGGUCAGAGACCUGUUUUGUUUUUUAUUACUUUGUUGUUUUGUGAGUUAAAUGAAACUGUGAGAGAGUAUGCUAAACAAGCAAAUGAAUACUUCAAUUUGUUAUGGAAGUUGUUAAAUUAUGCAUGUAGUACAGAUAUAAGAUUACCUAAUGCAGAUAAACUGUUACAUAAUGAAAUUUUGUGGUUGAAAAAAUUGAGGGAACAAGUAUUAAAUACAGGAGAAGUUGAAGUUGAAGAUGCUCUAUUAGAGGGGCAUCUUGGCAUCACAAGAGAGCUGUUAGCAUUCCAGUCACCAGAAAAGAGGUACCACAUUGGUUCUGAAAAAGGAGGAUCAAAUCUCAUAAAGGAACUAAUUGAAGACUUCCUGUUUCCUGCAUCAAAGAUAGUCCAUCAAAGUAGAAAAGUAAAUGGAGAGUUUCCCACAGAACAAGCUAAUCCUGUGUGUACCACUCCACUAACAAUUACGGCAGCAUUUGACCUGUUGGUGGCUUUGUGUACACAAUGUGUUCCUAAUCUUAAAUGCGUAGCUCUUAUGUUGAUGGAGAUGUUCUACAACAAUGAUGCUUCAUUAACUGAAUGGGAAUACUUGCCACCAGUUGGUCCUCGUCCUCAUAAAGGGUUUGUAGGUCUGAAGAAUGCAGGUGCCACAUGUUAUAUGAACUCUGUCAUUCAACAGCUGUUUAUGAUAGACAACAUCAGAUCAGAUAUAUUAGCUAUUGAUGGAGCUGCUGAUGAAGCCUGUGUAGAGGAAGAUUAUGUUGAUGAAAAAGUAGAGAGUGAAACAAAUGUGGAUAUGGGUGACGAAGAAAGGAAAGAUGAAGAAAAACCAGUGAGCAGUAAGGAUGAUGAGAGGAAAGAAUACAACAUGGGUGUACUCAAACAAAUACAGUUGAUAUUUGGCCAUUUAGCUUGUAGCAAGCUGCAAUUUUAUGUCCCAAGGGGAUUCUGGAAACAUUUCAAGUUGUCAGAUGAACCAGUGAAUUUGAGAGAACAACAUGAUGCCUUAGAGUUUUUUAAUAGUUUAGUAGACAGUGCAGAUGAGGCUUUAAAAGUACUCAAUCAACCACAAAUUUUAUCCAAGGUCUUAGGUGGGUCAUUCGCUGACCAAAAAAUAUGCAAGGACUGUCCCCAUCGUUACCAAAGAGAAGAGUCUUUCACGGCAUUGAACAUUGAUAUUCGAAAUCAUCAUAAUUUAUUAGAAUCUUUAGAACAAUACGUUAAAGGAGAUUUAUUAGAAGGUGCUAACGCAUAUCGUUGUGAAAAGUGUGAUAAAAAGGUUGAUACUGUUAAAAGAUUGUUAAUAAAGAAGUUACCACAAGUGUUGGCAAUACAGCUGAAGCGAUUUGAUUAUGACUGGGAAAGAGAAUGUGCAAUAAAGUUCAAUGAUUACUUUGAGUUUCCACGAGAGUUUGACAUAGAUCCUUAUACAGUACAAGGAAUGGCAAAAAUUGAAGGUGAAAUAAUUGAUAUAGAUGAAUCUAAGCCUCAGAGUACCAAAUACAAGCUUAUUGGAGUUGUUGUUCAUAGUGGACAAGCCAGUGGUGGUCACUACUAUUCGUAUAUAUUACAUAGAGGUGAAGAUAAUACUGCUAAAUGGUACAAGUUUGAUGAUGGGGAUGUGUCAGAAUGUAAAAUGGAUGAUGAUGAGGAACUGAAAAAUCAAUGUUUUGGAGGGGAAUAUUUAGGAGAGGUGUUUGAUCACAUGCUAAAAAGAAUGGCUUAUAGAAAACAGAAAAGAUGGUGGAAUGCCUACAUCCUGUUUUAUGAAAGGGUAGAUGAAGUGGAUAAUGAGAAACACAUCUACAAGACACUCCAAGACUUAACUAUUGUAAAUAAACCUUACCAAGUGACCAUGCCAACUGUGAUAGAGAAGUGUGUUAGGAAACGUAACAUUAUGUUUAUGCAUGAGAAGAGUCAGUUCUGUGUGGAAUAUUUCCAUUUUAUGAAGAAACUGCUUAAUUGUAAUCCCAUCUAUACUCAUUGUCCACAAGAUAAAUUGUCCAAUGAUGCAGAAGUACUUGCCAUGAUUAGCACAGAGCUGGCCUCUAAGUUUUUGUUUAAUGUUGGAUUUAGAACAAAGAAGAAUAUACGGGGACCAGCAAGUGAAUGGUAUGAAACUCUAAGUAGCCAUCUACGACCCAGUAAGAAAGUUCGCAGCUGGUUUGCAAAUAAUGUAUUAUUUGCCCAUCCUAACAGAUUUGCUGAGUAUUUACUAGAGUGUCCUACCUCAGAGGUCAGAAGUGCUUUCAGUAAAAUAAUUGUGAGCUUAGCUCAUUUCUCUGUUAGAGAUGGUCCUAGUCCCCCACCAUUAGUUCAUGGCUUAAUUGCCCCAGGUCAGACUGCAGAUCCCAACAUGACAUUGAGUGACCAUCUACUUCUAGCAGUACUACAGCUGUUAAAGAAAGAAGUUUCAGAACAUGGAAGGCAUUUACAACAGUAUUUCCACUUGUUCCUAAUGUAUGCUAGUCUGGGACCUGAUGAGAAAUUACAGCUGUUAAAGUUAAAUGUUCCAGCAAUGUUUAUGUUAGUAGCCUUAGAUGAGGGACCAGGUCCACCAAUCAAAUACCAGUAUGCUGAACUGAAUAAAUUGUACUCGGUUGUGUCUAUACUGGUCAGAUGCUGUGAUGUAUCUACCCGUUGUCUUUCUUAUGCUGAGUCAUCAUCCAAGAUGAAUCCUUACAGUGAUGGACCACCCAAGCCGAACCCUUUUGGAGACCCUUCAUUGCCAACUCCAUUGAUGCCAAUUCAGCAACAAGUAAUAGAACCAAUGUAUGGUAGAACUAGUUAUGUAAAGAAGUUAAUAGAGGAUUGUAAUAGUUCUGAUGAUACUGCCAAGUUACUCAAGUUCUGCAGCUGGGAGAAUCCUCACUUCUCAUCUACUGUUCUUGGGGAACUUUUAUGGCAGGUUGCCUACUCCUACACCUAUGAACUCCGACCUUACCUUGACCUGUUAUUACAGAUGUUGUUAUUGGAAGACACAUGGCAGAAUCAUAGAAUACAUAAUGCAUUAAAAGGUAUUGAUGAAAAAGAUGGGUUAUUUGAUACAAUACAGAGAGCUAAAAACCAUUACCAGAAAAGGGCAUACCAGUGUAUUAAAAUGAUGGUGUCAUUAUUUUCUGUAUGUCGUCCAGCUAAAGAAAUGCUACAAAGCAAUGGUGACUUAAAAAGAAAAUGGACAUGGGCAGUUGAGUGGCUGAAUGAUGAAUUAGAAAGGAGACCAUAUCCAGGCAAUACUCAGUAUACCUACAACAAUUGGUCACCACCAGCUCAGUCCAAUGAAACUUCUAAUGGCUAUUUCUUAGAAAGAUCUAAUAGUGCCAAGAUAACACUGAACAAAGCAUAUGACUUGCUACCAGAAGAGGAACCAGAAGAUUCUGAGCUAACAGAUGAACAUGAAAGUCCUCAUCCUGAAGAGGGUGUACAGACCUAUCCUCCACGCCCAGCCGGAAGCUCCCCUCAGCCAAUUGAGAAGGAAAAGGGAAAGGAGAAGGAGAAGGAAGAGAAAGAAUCAGAUAAGGAAAAGGAGAAACAAGAAAAUCAAGAGGUUCCACCUAAACCUCAUGUUCAGAACAAUCAGGUCAAUACCUCCCAGUCACAGCAACCAAUUCCUCCUAGUAAUCAAAUUAACAACCAACUGAACAACCAGCAACCAGAUACAGGGGAGGAGGAGGGUUCUAGUAACAGCAAUAACAAAACUUCUGUGGAAUGAUUGAGAUGAUUGAACAGUGUUAUUUAUUUUAGUGCUUUUGAGAUAUGUUAUUUAUUGUAUAAAUGUUAUGUAUUGCUGUAUAUUGGGGUAUUUAUGUUAGAUUUUUUAAUUUUUUUAAUUAUUUUUUUUUUUCAUUUUUUCCUCAAAAAUUCAAAAGCAUUAAACAAUUGAAUGGCAAGGUUAUAAUAAUUUUUUCUUAUCAUAUUACUUGAAUGAUGUAAAAGUCAAAGCUUAAGUAAACUAUUAGUUGCAGUUUUCAUAAGCUUUUCUUGGAAAAUUAACGGCAUCAUACAAUUUUUAUUACUCCAACAAUCGCUUAGGUGUUACACAUGUAUGCUUAUCUGUCAGUCACAACAUAAAACUAUUCGUAUAAAAGCUUUAUAUAGACAAAAGAUCUGGAUAAUAUCCCUAAUGUUAGUGUCUUGUUGUUUGCAAUUUGACCGUUAAGCAUUGAUAGACGUACAUGUCUGUCUUACAGGGUUCACUUGACAAUGACAUCAUUUUCAUGGUUCAUUGAUUAACCCAAAAUUUUCAUAGUUUGUAAGUUAAAAGCUAUAGAUGAGCUAAAUAAGGUCUAUAGAAUUUUUGUAGGAUGUACAUGUACGUACAUGUCUUUCUGACAAGGAUAUCUGAGCUUGGCCUCAUUUUAGUGGUUCAUUUAUCAACAUAGUAGGUGAUGUCUUCAGUUACAAUGUGUAAUAUGUUAAUUAAAUUUGGUGUGUAGAAUCGAUGGAAGGUAUGAAUCUGUCUGGCAGUAACAUGAGACCUUUACCUCCUUUUCAGGGUUCAUUGACAUUUGUGUUUUUUCAGUUAUGAGUAAAAGGUGAAUAUAUUUUGUUUACAGAAUCAUUGUGAGGUGUACAUUUCUAUCUAAUACCUGUUACUUGACUGUGAUCUCAUUUCAUAGUUUAUUGAGUCACAAACAGUUUAAAUAUUAGACCAGUUACUAAUUUGCAUAUAAAAUUGAGACCUGCUAUUUGUAUUCAGUUACAUAAUUGUGAUGUUCCUUGUAAGUUUGAUAUAUACACAAAGUAAGACCUUAAUCUUAUAGACUUUUGACAUACUCAAUCAAAUAUAAUUAUGCAGAUGAGAUAUUUCCACUCUUGUUUACAAUGAAUAUAUGUUGGAAAAUAUAAAUUCAGUUUCAAAGAAGUAGUAAUCAAACUAAUGGUUCAUUGCUCUGUCAUAAAAACACAAAUCUUUACACAAGGCAUUGUAAUUUAUCUUACAUUCGGUAUAAUCUGGCGUGAAGAUGAUAUCAUUAUACUUUUAUUUUGAUAUGACAAAUAAGGCAGAAGAAAUGGGCCAUUGAUCAGAUGGUUUAUUUAUGUUUGUUGUCUUAGAGGAAAGAAGGUUUCAGCUAUAAAAUGAAUGACCUUUAAAGUUUGUAUGAUGAGUAAAUGUUAUAUUUGUUUAGAUAUCUCAAUUUAAAUCAACUAUUUAUUGCUCUUGCAAAAUUUUGAUGUACAAUCUAAUUUAACUUUAUAACAGAAAUAAUGAAGAUAAUGUCAAUAUAUAACAUACUUUUUCAUUAAGUAUUUUCCUAAGAAUUUGUAUUAAAUGUUCAAAGAGAACUGUUAUCAUUUAAAACAUAAUUACAAAUCUCUUUACUAUGAUAUAUAGCGUUCAAACAAUAAAGUUAAAAGCAUGAAUGUAUACACACAUUUUUAAUAUUUUCCAUUAAGGUUUUAAUCAUAUAUGUGAAAGUCUGAUUUAACCUUUUCUUAAGAUGAAGAUGUAGUUAUUUAUAUAUACUUCUAUGUAAACUAUUGCAUGUGUUUUUGAUGUUUAAAGUGCUUUUCAUUAUGACAUAUAUUAUGUCAAGUGAUACUUGAUUGGUUCUACGUAUAUCAUCAGAAAUAUGAACUUUUCUAGUAACAGGGGAGAUAACUAUAAGAAAACUGUGAGACAGUGUGUUCAAAUGUCAUUCUCUGAGAACUGUAAAGAAGUUACUUAACUGUUUACCUAGAACCAGUCUGACUGUGAAUGUAAGUUUUUGUAUGAUACACAGGAGUGUACAUGUAUAGUGUAAAAAGAUGUAAAUAAUCAAACACCAGUGUGAUACAUGUGAAGCUACAUUUGUAAACUUUGUAAAUAUAUAAAGUAGAUAAUAGUGUUCUUUUAUAUUUUAAGUUUAUUUCGUUUUGUAUAUAUGCUUACUCCUGAGUUCACUUUUUGUCAGUGCUUUUAUCUGACUUAUUUUAAAUUAUUUUCUAUUAUGUUGUGCAGUUUAAGAGUUUCUGCUAUGUAUUUUCUGUUCUUUCCUUCUUUGUCUUUAUCUUCAUUUCUUUGAACUUUAUGUUUAUUUUAAGUGCUAGUGAGAAUUAAGGACCAAAUAUGCCUGUAAUAUGUAUGAAGCUAAAUUAAUGUAUGGAUGUUCAAGUCUUUGUGCUUGGACUAUUGACAAGUGGAAGGUUCAUACUCAAGUCAUUUACUAUUGAACAAAUUUUUAGUUGUCAUCAUUCAAGAAAAUAUUUCAAUACAGGGUUUACUUAUGGAAUGAAGUUUCAAAUUGAAUUGAAUUAACCUUGAAAUUUUUCUGUUAUUCAUUUCCAAGCAAAAUAAUUGAUAUGAAGCUGUUUCAGAGUUUUUUCAUGGUUUAUAAAGGAAACUCAAUUUGACUUAAAAUAAGCUGUAUUGCAUGUUUUUAAGAAAAAAGUUAUUUUUUUUAAAAUUGAAUGAUUAGAUUGUGUUUUCAUUCUGCUUGUUUUGUGAAUGGUAUUUUACUGUCCUUUCCAGAGCAGACUCUUUUCGUUAAAUUGUAUACAUACAAGCAUUUCAAGAUUUUAUGCAAGUACCGGUAGAUUAAUAUUGUGACAAAUAUUUAUGUAUGAUUGAAGAAGCCCAAUAAUUAAAUAUCUAGUACAGUUAUUAACACGAUAAAAUGUCUAAAUAAAAAAAUAAUAUUUGUUUGCAUCUCUUUUUUGUGAUGAUGAUGAUAGUUAGAUGCUUGGAUGUGUACAGUAAGAGAAAGUUUUAAUCCUAUAUUUUGCUUUCUGUUUUAAUAUACAAUGUGAUAUUUUAUACCUGUCAGUUGUGGCACAUUAAUAAAAUGUUGGUUCAUUUGUUACAUAAUGUUAAUGUAUGGUGUGUUUUGGAUGAUUGAAUGAAACACAUCACUUUAAAAGCUUGUAUUAAUAAAUUUUCAGAAAGUUG
Molecule: messenger RNA, 11039 nt
Organism: Mytilus californianus (California mussel)
Lineage: Eukaryota; Metazoa; Mollusca; Bivalvia; Mytilida; Mytilidae
Product: probable ubiquitin carboxyl-terminal hydrolase FAF-X
Exons: 58
Coding region: 162-7883 (2573 amino acids)
Biological process (GO): protein deubiquitination; cell migration
Cellular component (GO): cytosol; nucleus
Molecular function (GO): cysteine-type deubiquitinase activity; cysteine-type endopeptidase activity
Source: RefSeq, a predicted model, not a curated record